This is a messenger RNA of Babesia bovis T2Bo, 1369 nucleotides long. Its product is annotated as putative integral membrane protein. NCBI's taxonomy places the organism in Eukaryota, Apicomplexa, Aconoidasida, Piroplasmida, Babesiidae. The transcript is spliced from 2 exons. The record is from RefSeq and is a predicted model, not a curated record. Bases 46 to 1332 code for a protein of 428 amino acids.
ACAUUAGCUUGGGUGUAAUGUUAAUGCGUGCCUUUGGAGGCCACGAUGGCGCAAACACCCAUUCAUCUGCAGCACUCGUAUGACUACGAGAAUAGGGAUGACAGCGAAAACGUUUUCCGUCAUGUAUCCUCUAAGGAGGGUUCCAUAUCGCAGCGUUCGACUAUUGAGAGCACCGCAGACGUCGGUGAGGCUUAUGAAGACCUUUUUCUUCUUCAGGAGAUAGCCUUUGAUCUUCCUGAGAUGGAGGGCAUGUUGUUGAGUACAAUGUCCUCUAUGAAACAUCGCAAUUCUUUUUCUCUUCCAGCAUGGUUCGUCGACAUGUUAAGGGCAUCCGUUCACUUUAUUAUGAUGGCUGGUUUCAUAUUUACUAUUGGAUUCAUUGCCAGUUUUUUCAUGUCUGCACCAACUGGGUUUACUGGUACUGUAAUAUGGGAGUCACCUCGCGCUGUGGGUGAACCUCAGCACAAGUUAUACGUCAUUACAAAGGAUGACGGUUCCCUAUCUCUUGAAGGAACUUUAUACCUAUCGCAUCAUGUCUUCAAUCCAACGCCUUUUACGGCGUCAUUAUCCUCUCAUGUAUUUGUUUUCUAUUUACCUAAAUCGGGUCAGGUGAACCAAAGAAAGGAGGAUUGUUUAAAUGAAGCCCUUUGGACGGUGCCAGACAACACGACAGAUUUUCUGCGUGAUUCUGUUAAGGGCAUAUUUAAACACGACGAAAAGAAAUCUGCUGUGACCCCGUUUCCCCAUGUCGAAGGAUUGGACGACCACCAUGAUUCUGAUAAUGAGGAAGAAGGUGCUGAUGGCGUUUGCACGCAGCACAGUCUUGUUACUUUACGUAGUGUCAAGGCAGUUAAUGACGACGACAUUGCGUUACCUCUUGAGGUUAGGGACAAUUCACUAUUUGACACGUUCAAGUCAUUUUUGAUGUUGGAUAACAACUUACAUUUGAUUACAAACGUGCAGCCUGGAUUGAAUGAGAUAAGUUAUUUAAUUAGUGUGAGUGAGCGUAUACCUCGUAAUCGUGAUACGGAAGAACUGAUCAGGUUUCUAACUGAGGAUGCGCGUGAUGGCAAUAUUCUAUUGCGCGUAUCAUCUGUUGAGCAGCGAUUUGAGACUAUGUUUUUUGGAGGUGACAUGCUACCACAGAAGUUCUAUCCCGUUAAUGUUCCCUGUACCACUAUACCGUAUCCCAGCCGUCAGCGGGAAGUUGAUAAGGUGCGUCGUCAGCAGCACGAGUACUUCAACCGUCAGUUUAACGUUUUAUUGAACAUGGACACAUUGUAUAACCCAAGGUGUCCCUUGUCUCAGGGCGCUGCAGAUUCCAGCCAUUAAGGAGUAGUAUUGCGGCUUUUCAUGGGUGUAUAUAGCC